Molecule: messenger RNA, 487 nt
Organism: Rotaria sordida
Lineage: Eukaryota; Metazoa; Rotifera; Eurotatoria; Philodinida; Philodinidae
Source: the annotation of a GenBank genome assembly
AUGAUUGAUUUAAAUAAUAAUUCUAAUAAAAUGAAUUGUUUUGAUGGAAAUCAAGCAUUAAUACUUGUUCUAAAAUGUUUAUAAAAAUAAACAAUUGUCUAUUAAGCGUUUUUAUUGGAAUUUUUCAAAGAAAAAAAAACAUAUUAGGCAACGCCAUCAUCAUGUGAUGAUUCUCAUGACAUGUUUUUUUUAAUAUUAAUAAACAAAUAUAAAUUCAGUAAUCGAAUCUUGUAACUAAAUCAAAUGAUUUUGAGUUAGAUUUAAUAUGUUUUCUUUUUAUUUGAAUGAAUUCAUCGAAAAUACUUUUAUUAAAAUGAUCAACCAAGAAGAAAACAAUAUAUGUGAGUAUGAGUUAAUUGAUCAUGUUUGUUCGUUUAUUUUUUUUUCAUAAAAAUAUUUCAUCAGAAAUUCUUUCGAAAUGAAACUUACUAAUGUCGGCGCCAGAAUGAAAGAGGGGUGGGUGUAAAUUGAAUAACUCAACAACGGC